AUCGGCUUCGUCGAGGAGUGCCCGCCGCUGGAGCUGUCCCGGCAGCUGUUCCCGAGCAAGGUGGGCGGGCGGCCCGCGUACGUGAACCCGGUGGACGUGCCGACGGAGAAGCAGCUGAAGUGCCUGUACACGCGCGAACCCCUGGACUUCCUGCUGCAGGUGUACGCCCCGGACGACGACGAGCCGACCGCGUUCCAUCGCGCGAUAUACGUCUUC
This is a messenger RNA of Micromonas pusilla CCMP1545, 216 nucleotides long. RefSeq lists its product as uncharacterized. The annotation marks the transcript as partial. The record is from RefSeq and is a predicted model, not a curated record. The transcript has a single exon. NCBI's taxonomy places the organism in Eukaryota, Viridiplantae, Chlorophyta, Mamiellophyceae, Mamiellales, Mamiellaceae.